Nicotiana tabacum (common tobacco) is the source of this 1085-nucleotide messenger RNA. RefSeq names its product chalcone--flavanone isomerase-like. Gene Ontology annotation, biological process: flavonoid biosynthetic process. Lineage: Eukaryota; Viridiplantae; Streptophyta; Magnoliopsida; Solanales; Solanaceae. Gene Ontology annotation, molecular function: chalcone isomerase activity. The record is from RefSeq and is a predicted model, not a curated record.
AUCCUUACAUGUGAAAAGUGAAAUCCAAAAAGUUAGAGAGCAAUGGAGUCUGUUACCGUUGAGAAUUACGUGUUCCCACCAGCAAUGGUGAAGCCUCCUGGUUCUACCAAUACUUUUUUCCUUGCCGGCGCAGGAAAUAGAGGUUUGGAGAUUGAAGGAAAGUUUGUGAAGUUCACUGCGAUCGGCGUGUACUUUGAAGAGACUGCUCUUCCUUUUCUCGCCACUAAAUGGAAAAGCAAAAGCUCCGAGGAGUUGGCUAAGUCACUCGACUUUUUCAGGGAUAUCGUCACAGGUCCUUUUGAGAAAUUCACUCGAGUGACUAUGAUCUUGCCUUUGACGGGUAAGCAAUACUCAGAGAAGGUGGCAGAAAAUUGUGUUGCCCAUUGGAAAGCAAUAGGAACCUACACCGAUGCAGAAAAUCAGGCCAUUGAAAAGUUCCUCAACAUUUUCCAGAAUGAAACCUUCCCGCCGGGUGCCUCCAUCCUUUUUACUCAAUCACCUGUUGGGGCAUUGACGAUUAGCUUCAUUAAAGAUGAUUCAAUUACUGGCACUCGAAAUGCUGUUAUAGAGAACAAACAAUUGUCUGAAGCAGUGCUGGAGUCCAUAAUUGGCAAACAUGGAGUUUCCCCUGCAGCAAAGUGUAGUAUCGCCGAAAGAGUGUCAGAACUAUUCAAAAAGAGCUAUGCCGACGCGUCAGUUUGUGAAAAACCAGGAAUUGAGAAAUCCUCCGAUACAGUGAUUGAGGAGAAACCUACCAUUCCAGAAAUUGGAGUCUAGUUAGGACAACAAAAAAGGUUAUAAUGCUGAAUCUCCUUUGUCAACUGAACCUGAUGUUGUCAACGUUGCAUGAGUAUACUAGAGGAAUGAUUUAGCCGCUUAGGCUUUUCUAGCUUCUCUACUAUGUAGUAGUAUUCAACAAGGUCCCAUCUUUGAAACUGUGUUAGCUGUGUAAUGUGGGAGGCUCAACGUGCCUUUUGAUGAAUUUAAAUCAUUAUUUAUCAAAAUAUGUUCUUACCAAUUGGACCAGUGAGCAAUAUGGGGCUACAGCUGUGAUAUUAUAUUCGUAUCCAUUCCAUAUUAAAAUA